Lathyrus oleraceus (garden pea) is the source of this 2129-nucleotide messenger RNA. RefSeq names its product membrane-bound transcription factor site-2 protease homolog. The coding region runs from base 126 to 1745 and encodes 539 amino acids. NCBI's taxonomy places the organism in Eukaryota, Viridiplantae, Streptophyta, Magnoliopsida, Fabales, Fabaceae. Gene Ontology annotation, molecular function: protein binding; metalloendopeptidase activity. The transcript is spliced from 7 exons. The record is from RefSeq and is a predicted model, not a curated record. Gene Ontology annotation, biological process: regulation of response to endoplasmic reticulum stress; membrane protein intracellular domain proteolysis. Gene Ontology annotation, cellular component: membrane; cytoplasm.
AAACACAUUCGAAACAAAAUUACUACCCUGUCCUUGUCCUAUAAGUUACAAGUAGGCAGAGUGGUGACGGCGGAGCGACGAUCAUCAACUCACUCAACUAUGAACUGAGAAAUAUCAAGUAAAGCAUGGAAAUGGAAACGAGACGAAUGAGGAGAUUCGUGAGUCAUCAAAGACCCAACAACACUCUCCUUCCUCUUCACGCUCCUUCCUCUUCCUCCACUCACCUUUCCAAUACCGUUUCAUUCUUCUAUUCCGAUUACAAAUUCACAUUUUUCAAUAAACCUAUUUAUCUCUUCGGUCGCCGAUAUGCCAAGUUUUUCAGACUCUGGUUUUCUAUUGGCGUCGGGUUUGCUCUUUCUCUCAUGCUUGCUGUCACUCUGAUUCUGUUUUGGGAGUUAGCAACAGCUUUGCAUCUAUGUGGAGAUAGCAUUAAGUUUCGAAGUAUUGCCGCUGAAUUGCUCUUUGGGUUCCCUCAUUUGCUGUCUGGUUUGAGAUUGUCGCUGGCUGAUGCUGGAUAUAUAUGUAUUUCAACUGUCAUAUCUGUUUUUGUGCAUGAAUUUGGUCAUGCACUCACCGCCACUAGUGAGGGAGUACAAAUAGAGUACGUUGCCAUCUUUGUCGCAGUUCUAUUUCCUGGUGCUCUGGUUGCCUUCAAUGAUGAAUUGCUGCAAGCUUUACCACAUUUGACUUCCCUCCGCAUAUAUUCUGCUGGCAUUUGGCACAAUGCAGUUUGUUGUGCAGCUUGCGGAUUGACAUUAUUCCUCCUGCCCUUGCUCUUGUUUCCCUUUUACAGCAGUGAUCAUGGUCCAAUGGUUUUGGAUGUACCACCAACCUCACCUUUGUUUGGUUAUUUGGCACCUGGUGAUGUUAUUCGAUCAGUAGAUAAUGUACCCAUCAUAAAUGCUCAAGAGUGGUUGAGGCUUAAUACUUUGACAUAUGAUAACCAGUUUAAAACUAUAAAUAUUUCCCAGCACAUUGGAGACUUGGGUGUUCUUAAUAAUACAAAGGGAUAUUGUGUCCCUAGUCUAGUAACGGAAGCAGGCAAAAUGACUGAAUUGCUCGAAAGUCAACAUGUUUGUCCCGGUGAACGUACUGCCUUCGUAAAACUUUCAUGCUCUGACAAUAUUACACUGGAUGAUGGUCAGAACAAAACUGAACUAUCAAAUGGGAGAUGGAAUAUAUACUGCUUAAACGCCAAAGAUGUUGUCAAACGUGAUAAGUGCGGUGAUGGCUGGGGGCUAGCUACAUCAAAGGGAAGUAGCUGUCUGUGCUCUCAGGAUGAGUUUUGUUUAGCUCCAGUUCAGGAGCCUGGAAUGGUAUGGGUUGAGAUCACAUAUUCAAGUCCUUCUCAUGAGUGUUUGCAUGAAGAAAACAGGUUUCCAGUUUCCAAAACUUCUGACCUUAAGGAAACUAAUUGUAACGCCACCUUUAUUUUUGUUGGUGAUGUCAUCUCAAUGGCACAUUCAAUUCACCUAACAUCAUAUCAACCUCGCUGGGGACCAAAGAUCGUUGCAUAUUUUCCAAAUUUUCUGGAAAGGAUUUUAAUAUGGACAUUCCAUGUCUCUUUAGCUCUGGCUCUUCUCAAUGGUUUACCAGUGUAUUGUCUGGACGGUGAAUCUAUUUUAGAAGAAACUUUAUCUCACUUUACUUCUUUAAGUCCAAGGAAGAGGAAGAAGGUUCUAAGACUAUGUCUCCUUGGUGGGUUACUUGUUUCUCUUUUUGGCCUUUUACGGUUACUCCUUUAGUUAUAUUUUGAUAUUGCCUUUUUAAUUUUUUUUUAAAAGAGUAUAUGAGAAUUACAAAUCCGUGAACAAAACCUGAAUAUUCAGAAUUUCUGUUCCAAUACCGAAGGAAUCAAUCAACAAAAUAGAUAUUGUUACAAUCGAUUUUUAUAACCGGGAUCCAAGGCAAGUUGAUUCAUGCUCACAAAAGUGCAUUGUAGUAUGAAUACCGAAGGAAUCUAAGUUAAAUUUCAUAUUUCAUAUUUCUAACUACAAUGGAGGGUGAUACCACCCACCUGUUAAUAGGAAAAGACUAUGGUGGUUGUCGUAGUUAUUGCAACAUUUGUUUGAAACAGAGGAUCCAUCCAUCUAUAAAUUCAUAAACCAAAGCUUUUUAGAAUUGUCUGA